Notothenia coriiceps (black rockcod) is the source of this 1286-nucleotide messenger RNA. RefSeq lists its product as uncharacterized. The transcript is spliced from 6 exons. Bases 236 to 1165 code for a protein of 309 amino acids. The record is from RefSeq and is a predicted model, not a curated record. Gene Ontology annotation, molecular function: ubiquitin-protein transferase activity. NCBI's taxonomy places the organism in Eukaryota, Metazoa, Chordata, Actinopteri, Perciformes, Nototheniidae.
CAUGUUUUCUCAGAUAUCUCUGCAACAUGUAAAGUUGUGGUGAACAGCGACCUGGAUUCUGUCCAAUUCCUUGAGGCCCUAAGGGAACAGGUCCCUAAUGUGCCUACACAUUUUGACCUUUGCAGAAUGGUGGGAAGUGCUCGGCGAUUCACUUCGAUUGAUGCCCUUUGUCCAAGGGAUAUAACAGUGAAUCGUGCCCUGGGAAGGUCCAACCUUUAUAUAAGGCCAAAACAGGAUGAUGUCGCCCUGUCCACAUCUGGGGUCAGCCCCCCCCCCAGGUUUUGGACAUCCCCCGCCGCAUCUGGGGUCAGACCCACCGCCCCCCCCCCAGGUUUUGGACAUCCCCUCCACAUCUGGGGUCAGACCUCCCCACCAAGAUGUGGUUCCUGCCCAGGAUGAGGAAUCACUAUCUUCAGACAUCCCCUCCCCAGUGCACAGUCCAUUAGCAAUGGAUAGCACGUCCCCACUGCACAGCCCCAGCUCACCCCAUUUACCGUAUGUUCACGAAUUGGAAACAACAUUAAUGGGGUUACAGGCCAAAAUCAAAGAACAAUCUUCAAGGGCAAAUCAAAUUAAUGUUUUUCGUGGCGAAGAGUUGGAUUGCGCCCUUAGAGCCUUUGCGAGGUCUACUUUCGACCCGGAAGCCCGGAUUGAUGUCGUUUUUAUAGACAUUGAGGGGGUUGGAGAGGGUGCAGUGGAUGAGGGGGGCCCCACAAGAGAGUUUUGCACUCUCCUCAUGAGGCAGAUACAGGCCUACUUGAUCUUUGAGGGUCCUGAGGAGAGGAGGACAUUGGCCCUGGAUAGUGUUGCCUUACAGAAAGGACACUAUAAAAUCAUUGGACAAAUGAUUGUGGUGUGCCUGCUACAGGGGUUGGUUUCGCCGCAUUUCUUGUCAGACCGAUUAUUUCAACAGGUACGCGGCUUACCACCUACCCCUGCUAGUUUAUACCUUGUGUACGACAUGGGACUCAGGGCCAAAUUCCAAAAGAUUGCAGAGGCAACCACGGUGGAGGCGGCCAAAGAAGCAGUGGAAGAGGCAUCAGAGGAGCUCUCCCUUAUGGGUGGUAUGAGAUUUAUAUCUAAUCUCUCACAGAGGGAUGAGCUCCUGGCGGCCGUCCUCCAUCAUUACUGCGAUGGACGCUUGUUAGAAGCCCUCCAACAGUAAGUAUAGCAGCAUGGUGUUCAUCAUUUCUAUGUCUACUUAUAAGCUGACAAUGUUAGGUAGAUGGCAAUAAACAGGUUUAACUACUAUGAGGUUAACAUUCAUUUCACAUAAUUCAUUAUUU